GUCACAAAACUAACUGCAUUUCGAGAACAGAUUCCCACAAGAACUCAUAGAGAACGGUGUGCUCAAAUCAUCAUUAGUUAUCUCUAACGAAACACAAAUAUUCAAUUAAAUUCUUUUCACAUUCUCUCACUGUAUAACUUUCAUCAUAACCAACACAAAGACCAACAACAUAUAAAAAAUUAAAUUAUUUUGUUCAAGAUAUUGAAAAAAAAAGACUUCGUUUAAAAGAGGAAAAAAGUUGGUGGUUAAUGAAGAAAAAAUAUUUGCCGGUGGUUUAAUCAGAAUCACUCAAUUACAAACAAUUUCAUGCGAUAUUCAAAUUUUCGAGAACACUCAGCGCCCUUAUAACUUAAAUAUAUAUAUUCAGAAAAUAUACAAAUCACUAGGGUAUUUAAAAGAACAAAAAAAUCAUUCAAAAGCACUUGACAAUUAAAAGAAAAAAAUAAAGUUGCUCUUUCUUGCAUUUAAUUAUCGUCGAAAAAGUGAAACAACGACAGUUACUGGUGAAAAUACAACGGUUUACUUUUCUAUUAGUUUUCAUGACUUUUUUAAAUUUUUAUUCAAAAUAAUUUCUUGUGAUUGGAAAGAAAGCUCCAGUGAAAAAAAAAUUAAAGACUAAUUGAUUUUUAUAACUUAAAGAGUGGUUGAAUGAAGUUUCAUUGUGUUGUUUGGAAUCGAACGCGUUUAUUUCGUAGAUUGAGAAGUGAAUUUAGUAUAAUAUUAAAUUUAUGAUAACAUUUAAUAGAAAAAACAAUAAGUAGAAUUUAAAGUCAAGUUACCCAGAAUCUGGAAAUGAUGUGUUCAUAAAAUAAACUGAAGAGCAAAAAAUUUUUCGAGUUUGAUAGAAUUUAGGUCUGAGGACCAAUAAAGGUCAUCCCGGCAUCAUCCUGGCCAACGACUUGUCAGGUGGCAGUGGCCCAGGUGGCGGUGUUGGUUCCGUCGGCGGAACAUCAGUGAGUGGUUCGCUACCAACCACUGCACUCAGUCUGGACCAUCAACAAUUUAACAUAUUUCCAGCAAUUUUUAGUCGGCAACUGAAUUUUUCCGCAGCAGCAGCCAAUUGCAGUCAAAAUAAACUAAUGGACGAAUUGAGGCCUAACCUUGGUUUACUUGGAGUUGGUCUUGUUGAAAACGAUACUUUUCAUUUAAAUCAUAAUCAAGAAAAAAGAAAAUGCAGUAGUACAAGUUCGAAUGAACAAGAUUUUGGACUUUAUGGUGUCCAUCAAGGUCUGGAAGCUAGUCCACCAACACCAGCAGCAACACCUGGCAGAAAUAGUGUUGGUAAUCCUACUUCUGUUGGUGUUGAAGGUGCUUUUAAAAAGUUGAAACCAGAACCCUGUGCGUCAAGUCCCCAUAUUGGCCACACACCAACCACAGCCAGUUGUCCGACACCCGCAAGAAGGCGACACAGAACAACUUUUACUCAGGAACAGCUAGCAGAAUUGGAAUCGGCGUUUGCAAAAUCUCAUUAUCCGGACAUAUACUGCAGAGAAGAACUGGCGAGAAGCACAAAAUUAAACGAAGCUAGGAUCCAGGUUUGGUUUCAAAACCGGAGAGCGAAGUAUAGAAAGCAAGAAAAACAACUGCAGAAAGCGCUGGCUCCAAUUCCAGCUUGUCAGGGUGCUAUGAUGAGGAAUAUUUAUCCAGGUACUGGUAGAGGAUAUCAACCUUACGCACAUGCACAUAACAGUAUAAAUGGCAUCAAUCGUUAUCCACAAAUGGGAGCAUCGUCAUAUCCGAGUAUGCCCCAGCCUUUCACAAUGUCACAUUCAACGUCAAACAUGUCAGCAGUCACUGGGAUGCGUCAAGAUACAAUGGGGAUGUCAGCAGAAGAUGAGUGGUACAACAAAAGUAUUUCGGCUCUCAGAAUGAAUACGGCACACCAUCCAAAUUUAUCAGCACCUAUGCUCCAGUAUCAGACAUAGAUUUAGCCUCACUACCAGGAACUAAGGACUAAUAUGAAAUGUAUAGACAGCAGAAGUGACGAAUGAUUCAUGAAUGAAGAAGUUGUAUAUUGUCAUUAAUUUCUGAGUUUUAUUAUUCGCUAGUCAAAUAUCUAGUCUGAAUCAAAUUGGUCGUAUCAAAGUUAUUUUUUUUUGGAUUUCUUAUUUUCAAGCAAAUCAUAACUUUUUCAAACUGAGACUUGUCUACAUGUCCAAGAAAGUAUAUCAUUUAUGAAUACCCAUUAAAAUCAUGUGAGCAAAUGAACGUUAAUUGACACAACUAAAAAAAAUAUAGUAUACAGUCAUACAGACUCUUCUUUUUUUCAAAAAUAUUCCAACCUCUGGAUUAUAAAAAUUAUAAUUGUUUUAAUUUUUAUCGUGCAAAAUAAGGUUAAAUCACAAGAAGAAGAUUAUUAGAGUCCGUCAGUGACAACAACGAAGCAAUUUUAAGGAAAAAAAAAAUAAAUGUUUCCGAUAAAAAACUAGACAACAUGAAUAUGUAAGAAAAUGGAUUAAUAAACAUUAUUCCAGACUUAAAAGUUCUAUAAUGCGAUAAGGUGUACAUAAAAUUGAAUAGUAUUAAAGUUAAAAAGCACCGAUACAAGUUAAUGCGAUGAUAUUAUUGAUAAAUAUAGCAUAUAUACGAUUUUUCAAUGUCCUUUAAAAAUAUAAGCCAAUAAAAAGAAUAUUACAGAUU
Messenger RNA from Aphidius gifuensis, 2640 nucleotides. RefSeq names its product homeobox protein unc-42. The coding region runs from base 1080 to 1925 and encodes 281 amino acids. NCBI's taxonomy places the organism in Eukaryota, Metazoa, Arthropoda, Insecta, Hymenoptera, Braconidae. Gene Ontology annotation, molecular function: DNA-binding transcription factor activity, RNA polymerase II-specific; RNA polymerase II transcription regulatory region sequence-specific DNA binding. The transcript has 6 exons. Gene Ontology annotation, biological process: regulation of transcription by RNA polymerase II. The record is from RefSeq and is a predicted model, not a curated record.